GACUCCUGGGGGCGGAGGCCCAGGCGUCAGUGGGUUGAGCCGUACCGGAGCGCUUGUUUACCCGGGCCGGUUCUUCAACGGCCCGAGCCCCUUUUUUUUUUUGGUGUUUUUGCUGUCAUGGAGAUUGGAGCUGACCAGACUUGUCCAGCGCGCGCCGUGGGAUCCUUGGCGCCGGGUCGAGACAUGGAGCCGCCGGCCAGCCUCUCGCGCGCGCCCGUGAGGCCGCAGACGCGGGCGGGCGAGGGAGACUGCCAGCAUCUCCCGCGGGACACCGGGACACGGCGACCGCCCGCGUUCUACAGCUCCGUGUUCGCGCAGAUCGAAGAGGUGGGGUGGGAGCGGCUGGUGAGCGCCACCGGCGACGACGGGGUGUCCUGUCUCACCUUCCGUGUCGUGGAUGAGCAGGGACGAAACCAUUCACUGGAGAUCACACUUCCCAUUAGCUAUCCUGCAAGCCCCCCAUCAAUUGUCGCGGAUGUACCUUAUCUCCCAAAAAUACAGUGGUCAAAAAGAACAAAGCUGAAAGAUGUUCUCUGCCAGUUCCAAGAGCACCUGAAGAUAUUACAAGAGUUCUGGUCUACGAUGGAUGAGAUUGAUAAAGCCCUUUGGGUUGUUGAUCCAAAAAAAAUGACCUAUGCUAUGUCUCAUCGUCGUAUAGCUUUAGGUGAUGAUUGCUAUAUUUUACUACAUGUUGAUGCACGCAAGCCCAGCUCCUUGCCAGAGUGUCGCUUCUUGAGCACAGAUGGGAAACUUGAACCGCUCAUAGUGAAUUGGAGGAAAAACCGCAGAAGAUGGGAUGCAAAGAAGAAAUUCCAUGAAAAUUUGGCAGCAGUCUUGGAUUUUGCAUUGCCUGCACCCCCUUCAGUCAGUAGCAUCAAAGAUGACGAGCAAGCUGAUUGUGGGAUAUGUUAUGCCAAGCAUCUGCCAGUCGACGACGAGCUCGGCACCCACAGCGGGUGCGCGACCAACUACACAUGCGAAAACCCUAGCUGCAGCAGAGCUUUCCACUCUGUCUGCCUCAGAGAUUGGCUACGCUCCAUCACCACAACAAGGCAGUCGUUCGAUGUCCUGUUCGGGAACUGCCCGUACUGCAGCGACCCUGUUGCCGUGAAGAUCACCGACCCCAUUGUAACUAACGCUGAUGCGGUGGUUCUGCGUUUCUGGCUCGUCACUGCUUUGCAGUACAUGCAGUAUCAUCCUAGCCUACGCUGUCGCGCUCCAGUCGUAUUUCGACAAGUCCCCCGAGCCGAGCACGCAGAUGGGGACGACGCAGCGCGGUUGGAAUUGUCGCGCCACGCCACGCCUCGCCUCGCCUCCUCGGCGACCAACCACCUCGCGGCGCGGAAUAGAAAAAAAGUCGCAGUCUUGGACGGCGACGGCUUCCCGAAUCCAAGCACCUAUAAAAAACACCAGCCCACGGCCUCGUCAGAGGGAGAGAAAAUGGCGAGUGGGGGGGAGAAGAAGCAGAGGCGGCGGCGGCGGCUGCUCGGGGCGGCGUGCCUCCCGCGGCCCGGGUGCUUCACGGUGUCCGCCACAGGAGAAGACGAGGGCACGUCGGCCUCCGGCGCCGGCGAGGGGGGGACCAAGCCGACGCCGACGCAUCUGGUUGUGACGGUCAAUGGGAUCGUCGGCAGUGCAGAAAAUUGGCGUUUCGCAGCAAAACAUUUCAUCAAGAAACACCCUGAAGAUGUGGUUGUUCACUGCAGCGGGUGCAACUCAGCUACUCGAACUCUUGAUGGGGUUGAUGUGAUGGGACGAAGACUGGCAGAGGAGGUGAUCUCCGUUGUUCAGUGUAGACCAGAGCUUCGCAAGAUCUCUUUUGUUGCACAUUCAUUGGGUGGACUAAUCGCAAGAUAUGCUAUUGCACUAUUAUAUGAGAGUGCUACACAAACAUAUUCUCAUGAAGAGUGUGAGAAGCAUGCUGUUGACUAUUCCAGCAACCAGCAUACUGUUGAAGGAAAAAUUGCUGGUUUGGAGCCUAUUAACUUCGUCACUUUUGCAACACCACACCUUGGUACAAGAUCACAUAAACAGAUACCAUUGCUUCAUGGUUCCAACAAAUUGGAAAAGAUGGUAUAUCGUUUGUCUUGGAUAGCUGGGAGAAGCGGAAAACAUCUUUUCCUGAAAGAUAUUGAAGAUGAGAAACCAGCACUCCUUCUACAGAUGGUUACUGAUUAUGGUGAUCUCCAUUUCAUAUCAGCUCUGCGCUCUUUCAAGCGUCGUGUUGCUUACUCAAAUGUUUGCAAUGAUUUUAUCGUUGGCUGGAGGACAUCUUCAAUACGCUAUCAACAUGAGCUUCCCAAGCACCAAAAUUUUAUAAACGAUGGUAGAUAUCCACAUAUUGUAUAUGUGGAAAAAACAAAGGCUCAGGAUGUUGAUUUUUCGGACGCAAUGAUUUACCAGGCAAAAACUACAAGUGAAAUGGAAGAAGUGAUGCUCAAAGGUCUGAAUAGACUUCCAUGGGAAAGGGUAGAUGUUAGCUUCAAGAAAAGUAGACAAAGGAUUUUUGCUCAUAGCACCAUUCAGGUCAAGACUUAUUUCUUGAAUUCUGAUGGAGCUGACGUGAUUUUUCACAUGAUCGAUCAUUUUCUUUACUAACAUGGGGGUGCUAAGGUGGUGCCAAAUUCUUCUUUUUGUGGGUCAAUUCCGGUCGGAGUGUAGAACUCGUUGUAAGUUGGGUCUCUACGCUUCCUGUAAUUUUUGAGCCGCGUAGGUUCUUUUCCAGACUCCAGCAACGCAUUGUACAUGUACCGAUGUGCUGGACCACAAUCUGUUAUCCAUGUAUACAAUGAAAUUCGCUGUGCUUUUGCUUCUCGAACAGAGAAGUAAGAGGCGGGCAGCAAGGAUCUCA
Messenger RNA from Phragmites australis (common reed), 2851 nucleotides. RefSeq lists its product as uncharacterized. The record is from RefSeq and is a predicted model, not a curated record. Gene Ontology annotation, molecular function: ubiquitin protein ligase activity. The coding region runs from base 118 to 2598 and encodes 826 amino acids. The transcript has 21 exons. Gene Ontology annotation, biological process: interstrand cross-link repair; protein monoubiquitination. Gene Ontology annotation, cellular component: nucleus; Fanconi anaemia nuclear complex. Lineage: Eukaryota; Viridiplantae; Streptophyta; Magnoliopsida; Poales; Poaceae.